This is a messenger RNA of Sesamum indicum (sesame), 1968 nucleotides long. Its product is annotated as malonyl-CoA decarboxylase family protein. The record is from RefSeq and is a predicted model, not a curated record. Gene Ontology annotation, cellular component: mitochondrial matrix; peroxisomal matrix. NCBI's taxonomy places the organism in Eukaryota, Viridiplantae, Streptophyta, Magnoliopsida, Lamiales, Pedaliaceae. Gene Ontology annotation, molecular function: malonyl-CoA decarboxylase activity. Gene Ontology annotation, biological process: malonyl-CoA catabolic process; acetyl-CoA biosynthetic process; fatty acid biosynthetic process.
CACAGUGGAGUUUACUUUAUGUAAGAGCCACAGCCACAGCCACCAACGUGCUCAAUUGCUUUAACAAUAAACUACAAUUGUAAUAAAUAAAUAAAAGAGAAAUCUGGUACAGAAUAAAUAUGAACAAGAACAGGAAGGCGCUCUCUAUUUUGAUGCGCACCAGAAUGCGCCCACCUUCCCCCUCUAGUUCCACCAGCAGAAUAAAUCACAUGCAGUUUCCGCCGUUGGAUGGAGUUUCUUCUUCUUCUUCUCAGGAUGCCUCCGCCAGUUUCCACACAGACUUUGAGCGAGUGCGAGAGUCGAUGCACUCGGCCAUAUCAAUGAACAAGACAGAGAUUCUAGAUGCUGCACUGGAUGAUUUCUCUGAGGGUUAUUUUGGCCUUCCCAAUGAAGAUCGCAGGAUGUUGCUGCUGACACUUGCUAGAGAAUAUGAUCUCAACCGGAUACAAGUUCGUGAGUUGAUGAAGCAGUAUCUCGGGCUUGAGCUUCCAAGUGGUGAUAAGGCUGUGGAAAAUGCACAUGAAGAGGAAGGAUCUUUUUCUGCUUUCUAUAGGAUUGAGCGGAAUUUGAGGCAUUCUCUCAAGCCAAUGUAUGAAGUGCUUUUUGAACGGUUGAACACGCACCCUGGAGGACUGAGAUUCUUGUCAAUUAUGAGAGCAGAUAUACUAUCUUUUCUCGCGGAGGAGAAUAUUCCGUCAUUGAGGGCACUUGACUCUUACUUGAAAGAGAAGCUUAUUACAUGGCUUAGUCCUGCAAACCUUCAGCUUCACCACAUAACAUGGGAUGAUUCAGCUUCUUUGUUGGAGAAGAUUGUGGCAUAUGAAGCAGUGCAUCCGAUCAGCAAUCUUUUAGAUCUGAAGCGAAGGCUGGGUGUAGGACGGCGUUGUUUUGGAUAUUUACACCCUGCAAUUCCAGGUGAACCAUUGAUAUUUAUUGAAGUUGCACUCAUGAAGACUGUGGCUCAAACAAUACAGGAAGUUCUAUGGGAUGAUCCUCCCACACCUGAAAGUGAGGCGACAUGUGCACUCUUUUAUUCCAUAUCUUCCACUCAGCCUGGUUUAUCUGGAAUCAACCUGGGAAAGUUUCUUAUUAAACGUGUGAUUGAUGUGGUGAGAAGGGACAUGCCAGGAAUAUCUACAUUUGCAACACUUAGUCCUCUACCAGGUUACAUGCAAUGGCUUUUGUCAAAGUUGGCAUCAGUCGAGAGAUCUGGUUCCACUUUCAGUGAAAACUUGCUGAAACCAGAAGAAGAAAGUGCACUCUUAGAAGCAGCCGAAGAAUUUGCCACUGGGAAAAACGGUACGGAAGUAAUCCGGAACCUGUUGUCCUCAACCAGUUAUGAGUGGACGAAGUCAGAAAAGUUGUCACUUGUGUUGAAAACCCCUUUAAUGAGGCUCUGUGCAAGGUACCUUCUUCAAGAAAAGAAGAGAGGAAAGGCUCUGGAUUCUGUUGGAAAUUUUCACCUACAAAAUGGAGCGAUGAUUGGACGAAUUAAUUGGAUGGCUGAUCGAUCUGAGAAAGGGCUAAGGCAAAGUGCUGGAUUAAUGGUCAACUACAUUUACAAGGUGGAUCACAUCGAGGAAAAUGCUCAGUCAUACUUUAGUAAAGGGGAAAUCCAAGCUUCGGAUGAAGUCAGAGCCUACCUUGAGCCACAGGAAGAUAUCCAAGAAGAAAUGAAGGAUUAGAUGGUUUACGGGUAUAACCUUCUUCAUGCAAAGCAGCACAAUCCAACUAUCAUUACUAAAUUGAUGCCGUUUGAAAAUACAUCUUCUGUGGUUCGUUUUUAGUUGAUUAGAACUCGUACAUAUACAAUAAUAGCUUCACCUGCUUUGACAAGGCAUUCAUCGCACAUACUUCUGUUGGUUCCUUGACAUUAUCUCAAUCAUGAACAGUAAUAAAAAGUGUAUCUGAUUAACUGUACUUUGCUCCUUAACUUGAAAUGUGAAUUAUACACCUUUCUUUGGUCUA